Rotaria socialis is the source of this 525-nucleotide messenger RNA. The record is from the annotation of a GenBank genome assembly. NCBI's taxonomy places the organism in Eukaryota, Metazoa, Rotifera, Eurotatoria, Philodinida, Philodinidae.
AUGCCAUUCGACAACGAUUGUAGUCAUAUAUGGCUGCGCGAUUCAUCGACAUGUCGAUAUGCUAACAGUUCGUUGACCUACAGUAGGCUGUGGACCGUAUUUCAUUUUUCAUCAAUAACCCAACCUAUCGAAUACUUAACAAGUACCAUGAAAGUUCUUCUUGUAGCUAUCAUUGGCCAUAUUGUAUUCAAUAAUUUUAUAUCUGCAGAACUCGUGCAGUCAGGCAUAAAACAAGAUCGAUGUCAAACUGGUGUCGUCUGUAUGGGACAGUGCAAUCCUUAUAGCGGUGAUAUUAACUGCUCUAAUCGUAAUGUAGUUCAAGGAGUGAGGUUUUCGCAGCCAUUUACUCAGACACCUCAAGUGUUGCAUGUCGGAUUCUAUCAUAUAGAUGUGGGGGGACCUCAAGGUACACACGUUCGAUUCGCAAAGGAACACAUGACACCAUACGGAUUCAACAUUCGAUUCGUAUCAUGGAGCGAUGAUAUUACUUACAACCUGUGCGUUGAAUGGCUAGCAUGCCCAUGA